Messenger RNA from Psylliodes chrysocephalus, 393 nucleotides. Lineage: Eukaryota; Metazoa; Arthropoda; Insecta; Coleoptera; Chrysomelidae. The record is from the annotation of a GenBank genome assembly.
AUGACUGACUCAGAAUAUUUAGAAGCUAAAACUAAAUUUCUAGAAGAAAUUAAAAAAAAUAAUGAAGAAAUCUUAGAAAUAGAAAAGUUAGCACGGGAGCAGGCAGAUUGCGAUAUUUGGAUUUUGGAAAGAAGAAAACUGACUGCUGCUAUGUUUGGAUCAGUUUGUAAAAGAAGCUAUCUUGCACAUAAAGAUGAGGAAAGUUCUUUUUUAGCCGAUACUCCUGAUGGCCUAAUAGAUGACAGAGGCAUUGUUGAAAUUAAAUACCUAUAUUCACCACGGAAUAUGAUGCCUGAAGAAGGUAUUGAAACAAAAAAAAUUACCUUUUGGUCGAAAAACGGCGAUAUUAAUAAAAUGCAUCAGGUGCAAGGACAACUGCAAAUUUCCAGAUGA